Molecule: messenger RNA, 1158 nt
Organism: Telopea speciosissima
Lineage: Eukaryota; Viridiplantae; Streptophyta; Magnoliopsida; Proteales; Proteaceae
Exons: 1
Coding region: 1-1158 (385 amino acids)
Source: RefSeq, a predicted model, not a curated record
AUGAAGUGCAGCGAAGUGAAGUGCAACGAAGUGAAGUGCAGUGGUUUAAAGUUAGUUACAGUGACGUUUUCUGGAUCUAUGGUCACCGGUGUUUCAUCUCCGGUGACCCACGACCCAGCAUUGCCUGUCGCUGGACAAGGUGGUGGUGCCCGAAGUGGUGGCGUGCAGUCGUGGGCUGGCUUGUUUCGAGGGGGUAAGGUGAAGGAGGAUGCUGGUGACAUCCCUUACUAUGAACCUGCGGUAGUUAAUGGUAAGAAGGUGGCGCAAUGCAUGGCUGAGGAAUUGGUUGAGGAGAGUGAUAGGUGGGAAGCGGCCUUAGUAGGUUAUGUGUUUGGGCCGAGGCCAUCGUUCACAGCCAUGCAAAAGUUUGUGCAAGAUAGGUGGAAACAUGUGGGUGCUGUGGAAGUUUUUGGGCUGGAGAAUGGGAUGUUUGUGUUUGAUUUUCAGGGGUGUGAUCUGAGUAGGCAGAUCCUGGAUGAGGGACCUUGGACACUGGGUUUGCGACCACUAAUCCUUUGUCCAUGGAGUCCUGAUGUCUCACUAUCAAGGAAGGUGGAAACCGAGUUGCCUCUUUGGGUGAGGUUUUAUGGACUCAAUUUGCAGUAUUGGGGAGAUCGAACUCUUGGUCGCAUUGCAAGUGUUCUGGGCAGGCCUAUUUGUGCAGACAAACGAACAGUGCGUCAUGAGCGAUUAUCAUUUGCGCGUGUUUGUGUCUCCAUCCAAGCCUCGGAUGGGCUGCCUACAACAAUUUAUAUUGCUCAGGACGAUGGAACCUUGGUGGAACAGGCGGUGCAGUAUGACUGGAUCCCUCCGUUAUGCAGUACUUGCAAGGUGUAUGGGCAUGUUGAUGCUUCGUGUCCUAUUUCGGCUAUUGCGAAGGAGCAAGCAGGGGGUGUUGAAGUUCAUGACUCAUCAAUAGUUGAUGAUGGUUGGGUGCGCCAAAAUAGUCAUCGCCGGAGAGGUAAGCGACAGGUGCAGAUCCCACCUUCAGCGGUUGCUGGUUCUGCGUCGCCGGUGACUGGUGCCGGAGUGGGAGAUCUUACGGUUAGGAAGCCAAUGGAGGUAAAAACGCCACGUGGCGUUGCAGUACGUGGCGGUUUAGUGGAUAAUAUUUCAAAAGAGGUGAUUGGGGGGAAGGCAAGGCAUCCUCAGUUAUAA